GCAGAAGCGUCUGUUAGAGACCGUCUGUCCGGAGAGAGAGGAAAGACGCACAACGUCCCCACCGAAGCCAGCAAGUUGGGGCUUGAGGCGAGCAGAAAGACAGCCUCAACUUUCUCCACUUUGAUUGUCCACAAAAAAAAAAUGGCCUCGACUCGGCCGCGUUUGGCCACCCGGUCCGCUUUCCUCCUGAUCUGCGUCACUUUGUUGGGUAACCUGAGCGGCGUUGUUAACGCCAAGUCAUACCGGAGACCCAACAUCGUCCUGAUCUUGGCGGACGACCUGGACGUCGCUCUCGGGGGCUUGAGUCCACUGAAUAAGACGAAAAAACUCAUCGCUGAUGCGGGGAUAUCAUUCACAAAUGCAUUUGUUGCCAGCCCACUGUGCUGCCCCAGUCGAGCUAGCAUCCUAACAGGGAAGUAUCCUCAUAACCACCAUGUCAUUAACAACACGCUGGAGGGGAACUGCAGCAGUCAGGCCUGGCAAAAGAGCCAGGAGUCCCAGACCUUUCCUGCCUUGUUGCAGACUAUGGCAGGAUACCAGACCUUUUUUGCUGGGAAAUAUCUCAAUGAGUAUGGGAACUCGAAGGCUGGGGGAAUAGAGCAUGUCCCUGUGGGCUGGGACUACUGGGUUGGACUGGAAAAGAAUUCUAAAUAUUACAAUUACACCCUGUCGGUGAAUGGAAAAGCUCAGAAACAUGGAGCAAAUUACAGCAAAGACUAUCUCACAGACGUACUGGCCAACAUGUCUUUAGACUUCCUACAUUACAAGUCCAACUACCGACCAUUCUUCAUGAUGGUGUCAACCCCCGCCCCCCACUCCCCCUGGACCGCAGCCCCCCAGUACCAGGACAGGUUCAAUAACAUGCGGGCACCCCGUGACCCCAACUUCAACAUCCAUGGAAAGGAUAAACACUGGUUGAUUCGACAGGCGAAAACUCCCAUGAGCAACUCCUCCAUCCAGUUCCUGGACGACGCCUUCAGGAAACGCUGGCGCACUCUGCUUUCAGUAGACGACCUGGUGGAGAGUGUAGUGAAGACGUUAGAGGUCAGAGGUGAACUGGACAACACGUAUGUUUUCUUCACCUCGGAUAAUGGAUACCAUACAGGCCAGUUCUCGCUUCCUCUGGACAAGAGACAGCUUUAUGAAUUUGACAUCAGAGUUCCGCUAAUGGUCAGAGGACCUAACAUCAAGCCCAAUCAGACCAGCCAGAUGCUGGUGGCCAAUGUGGACUUGGGUCCCACCAUCCUGGAUAUAGCUGGCUAUGACUUCAACAAGACCCAGAUGGACGGCAUGUCAUUCCUGGGUGUUAUGGAGGGGAAGGUGAACAGCAGCAGCUGGAGAACAGACAUCUUGGUGGAAUAUGAAGGAGAGGGACGCAAUGUGUCCGACCCCUCCUGUCCGCUGCUGGGACCCGGAGUUACGGAGUGUUUCCCAGACUGUGUGUGUGAGGACUCUUUCAACAACACCUAUGCUUGUGUGCGCACCGUCGGCCCCUCUGCAAACCUCCAGUACUGCGAGUUUGACGACAAUGAGGUGUUUGUGGAAGUGUAUAAUGUGACGGCAGACCCCUACCAGCUGACCAACAUCGCCAAGACCAUCGACCAAGAAGUGUUGGAGAAGAUGAACCACAGGCUGAUGAUGCUGCAGUCCUGCUCUGGACAGACUUGCAGGACCCGUGGCGUCUAUGACACAAGGUACAAGUUUGAUCCGCAGCAGAUGUUCACCAACCACGGCUCGCGUCUCAGCAGACUCCGACAGGUUCUAAAGUAAAAGCCAGAUCGACUUGAUGGCCAUUAGGAUACAUAAAGUGGAGGAGAUGGAGGAAGAAGGGCAAUACAUUUUUUUUCCCCCCAGCCUUUCUUACUGUUGCCUUGUAUCUAGGUCUCCCUCUUACCAGUCUCAUUGAGGGUUUUUAUGGAGUGUGGAUAAAGAGAGCCAUGUACUGUCAGGGGUCGACUUGUUAUUCAACACGGGAGGCCUUUCUAGGGCGCAGUACCUGCCCUUUACCUUCUAAUGUGGUUAGAAGUUAAGAAUGGAAGUUAAUUGGGGUAUUUCAAGAAGUCAAGACAACUCAGGAUGGCUUAUCCCAAGGAGGCCAAAGGACCAAAUCCUAAUUUCUUAUCAGAUAUUAACCAGUGCUGUCCAAAUAAAGAUCGGUUUGCAGCAGGGAUUAGAUUUGUGUCCUGGACAGCGGUGUAUUGAAAUGGCAAACAUGUUCGGUCGACUGGGUCAGCCAUAUUUUGUAGAACGAAAAUUUCAUGAGGAAGUAAAUUAAGAAAUGGUUUUGAGAUGAAUUGGUUGUUGUUUUUCAGUGUGAAAUCAUUUACUAGAGGAUGCAAAAUUGUUGAAGGUACCACUAUUUUAUUUGUCAUGUUCUCUGUUAUCCAGCUUACUUGCUGAUCUUGCAUCUUGAAAUACCCCCCCCCCCCACCAGAAUUCCUAUUUGCCUUUCAGGUUUUCUUGUGAGAUUUGGCCGGUUGUCCACGAUCAGAGUGCCUACAGUAUUCCUUGAACAGGUGUUCUAGUUUUGUGUGAGACCUAGGUCACUUCAAAUAUUUACUCUCACUUUUUGUAAUGAUUGUUAAUGUGGUUCAGCUUGCCAGGCAAAACACAACUUCCUGUACCGCAUUCAAAAGUGUGAAUUCCUCCCCCAGGAGAGGUCCUUCACAAACUGUGUGCUAUCCAUAACCAAUAUUCUUGCAUACAUAAAACACAUUACUUUGAUAAGUUUGUACUUAGGUCUUUGGGAUGUUUUGCGAGACUGUGUUUCUGAUUAGGCUAGUAAUAUCCGAUUAUAUAAAACGGGCUCAAAUUAACGAAGACUUGCAAAAUCUAAAAGAGAAAUCACUUGGAUCUAUUUUUUUAGAUAUUCCUAGAAAUGGCUCACAUCUUCCCUGGUGUUUGAAUUUGCUAUUUUAAAGUGAUUUUAUAAUUGGUCUAAUGUAUGGGGACAAUUUACGCGACCCGCACACACUCGGAUGUGUUUUGAGGGACACUGGAUCGUGACAUUCCAAUAGAUCAUAUCAUCUCACUGAUCAUUUCUCAACUUUGACCUUUUUUUCCCUGAAUGAUUUCAACCAAUGGACACGUCAUCACAGGAACCAAAUCCUAACCCGUUGUUCGUCUUUCUGUGACGACUUGGUCCGGAGGAUGGCUCUGUCCAGUGUUUAGUUCUUUACAGAUUGAGGGAUUUUAUAUUUUGCCAAAAAAAGAACUGAUUUCCCAUUUGCUCUGCUAAUUGUUCAUGUUAAUUGAAAUUAACAGAUGAUUGUGUUUUCACGGUUUAUAGUUUUGAGUGCGAGUAGUUUAAGGUGAGGAAAUAUACUGUAACGUGCUUGGGUAAGAAGACACGCUGGCCGCUGGUUGGCGGGUCUGACCCUUUAGUCUAGUGGUUAGCGAUGUCUCCUGCGGUGCGGGCGAUACGGGUUCGCUUCCCAGCCGCGGCAGUUCCUGUGGUUGCGUUGUCCCCCGACUUCGCUACAAUACGAAACACCAUUUCUUACUAAAAGAAAAUCCCCCCGUUUUGAAAGCAAACGGGAUUCCUAGCCGUGCACUUCCUCCGUAGAACGGAAGACGUCAAGAUGACGUCACAUGCCGAGUUGGAUAGGUCCGUCACCUGAGGUGCUUAUAUAAGGACGAGGAGGGAAAGAGGAGCUUGGGUUUACUGAGACGUAGAAAAAGGGAUUUUUUCUUUUCUUUUUGGAGUCCUUAACAGCUGACUAGUCUUACACGUACCCAGAAAAUAGCCCAUCUUGAAACGUUGAACAGCGUCACCGAGAACUCGGGUCUUUCAGCCAAAGACUGUAAGAAAGCUGGUUGGGGAAACUUGCCGCUAAGCUUUCGUUCAUUAGCUGAUGUAAACUACUAAUAAGACACGUUAGUCCCUAGCUAACGGGUCUGACCCUUUAGCCGAGCGGUUAGUGAUGUCGCUUUGUGGUGCAAUACACCUCGUAUCUAAUCCCGCACCGGGCAAGAAAAUAAACCGGUUACAUUGGUGGCAGCGGUGGGAUCCGGAAGUGUGCAGAUCCUCAGAAGUAUCUUCGGAGCGCGGGAAUAACAAAGGGCGAGGGCGCGCUUCCGGGGAGGGUGACGACUGUAAACUACUAAUAAUACACGUUAGUCCCUGGCCAAUGGGCCUGACCCUUUAGCCGAGCGGUUAGUGAUGUCCCCUUGUGGUGCAGUACACUUCAUCUCGAAUCCCGCACCGGGCAAGAAAAUAACCGGUUACACUGAUAUUCAGACGGUGAUGUCCGCUUUUGUCCACAUACACCCUCUCACCUUGAUUUCACAGGACUCGUUAUAUGUUUUUAUAUCCGUUUCCACGACGAACACUUAGUUUCUACGCACAAGGGCAUACAAGUAUUUACAAAACUAGCAAGCAGCCACACAGUUUACUGGUUCAUUACAAGCAAGAUGGCGUCGACUUGACCUGUUGCACUGCCCCCCCCCCCCCUAUUUGUUAUUAUCCAGUGUCGGGGAGAAAAUGGUACACCUGUACCAGAAGUCCACUUCCUGGAUUUAGGUCCCAUAUAUCACACGGUUCUGAAAAUAGACGAGUCUCUCCUGGACGCGUCCGUGCGGAUCCCAUACCGAUGUUAGAAUCUUCAGGACCGUUUCUCCUCCGGAACCGUCGGCCACACUUUGUCAGACGUCUUGUCGGUUCACUGAUGCACUUUCCAGUUAUGUCCAAACUGUGUUUUUCGGACUAGUUCCAUUUAUUUUUCAAAGAGUAGUCUAUUUUUUCUGGCUUGUUUUUUUUGUGUGUUUUGUGUGUGUGUGUGUGUGUGUGUGUGUGUGUGUGUGUGUGUGUGUGUGUGUAAAUGU
Molecule: messenger RNA, 4824 nt
Organism: Lampris incognitus (smalleye Pacific opah)
Lineage: Eukaryota; Metazoa; Chordata; Actinopteri; Lampriformes; Lampridae
Gene: gnsa
Product: glucosamine (N-acetyl)-6-sulfatase a
Exons: 14
Coding region: 142-1770 (542 amino acids)
Biological process (GO): glycosaminoglycan metabolic process
Molecular function (GO): N-acetylglucosamine-6-sulfatase activity; glycosaminoglycan binding
Source: RefSeq, a predicted model, not a curated record